UAUAUCGCUCUUCCGAUAUCUCUUGCGCUUGAACUCUUUCAAGUUCACUCUUCCACACUCUCAAACAUCAUGAAAGCUGUCGUUCUCGGUGCUGCAGGUGGUAUCGGCCAGCCGUUAUCGCUUCUCCUAAAGGCCAACCCUGCUGUGACAGAGCUCGCUCUUUAUGAUAUUGUAAACUCUCCCGGAGUGGCCGUGGACAUUUCUCAUAUUGCUACCCCUGCCAAAGUCGAAGGAUUCCUACCCCCCGAUGAUGGUCUCAAGAAAGCACUCACUGGUGCUAAUGUCGUCGUGAUUCCUGCCGGUAUUCCAAGAAAGCCUGGCAUGACUCGUGAUGAUUUGUUCAAGAUUAAUGCUGGUAUCGUCCGCGAUCUCGCUACUGGCAUUGCCACUACGGCCCCGAAGGCUUUCGUCCUCGUAAUUUCCAACCCGGUUAACUCGACAGUCCCUAUCGUUGCGGAGGUCUUUAAGAAGCACGGUGUCUUUGAUCCCAAGAGGAUUUUCGGUGUAACAACGCUGGAUGUCGUUCGCGCUUCGACUUUUGUCUCUGAAAUUCUCGGCAAUCGUUCAUUAUCGCCGUCAGUAUCAGUUCCUGUGGUCGGUGGCCACAGUGGUGUUACUAUUGUUCCCCUGCUCUCUCAAUCUUCCCACCCUCUGCCAGCAUCCCUUGACGCCACUGCCUUUGAUAGCCUUGUCAACCGCAUCCAAUUUGGCGGAGAUGAAGUUGUCAAGGCGAAGGACGGUGCUGGCUCAGCAACCCUUUCCAUGGCUUACGCAGGUGCUGAGUUCGCCGGGAAAGUGAUCCGUGCCGUAAACGGCGAAAAGGGAAUCGUCACCCCGACAUUUGUCAACCUUGCUUCAGACAAGACGGGUGGUCACGCCCUCCAGAAGGAAAUUGGCAAGGACCUAGAUUAUUUCUCUGCUCCGGUCGAACUCGGCAUUCAUGGUCUCGGCAAGAUCACCCCUGCUGAGAAGGCGCUGGUCGAUGCUGCUCUCCCCGAGCUCUCUGCCAAUAUCGAGAAGGGUGUCGCCUUCGUCGAGGCUCCCAAACUCUAAGGUAUAUUGCGGUGAUGCUUGAGAAGUAAACCUGUAUAAAAUUGUACAAAUAACAAGAUUUAAGCUUGUGGAAGGUAUAGAAUGAAAUAUAGGAAUUACUCGUAUGUGAUCUUGGACUCGGAUCAUCUGUCAAGCUUUCAAGUUCCACAUCAAGUCACCAUAGUGGAUCAUGUACAAAUACUUUAUCAAUUCGUUCACGGCGUUCUAGGGGAGAUUAAGCAGUCCCCGAAGAUACGCGACUUCAUUCAUCAAAGACUCAGACUCGCGCUCCUUGCUCGUGUUGCACAUAUCUAUCUGAUCCCUAGGAGCGACUUCGGGCUGCGCGUAGAGUUCUCAAGAUCUCGUGCGCGGAGGAAAGACGAGAUUGGUCAACUUUUUGGGAGGUGAUUUCUUCGCAAAGGGAUUUGGCUUUGUCUCCGACUCUCCGUGAGGAGGGAGACGAUGAAUGCUUCCCGGGCCGAGAGAC
Suillus bovinus is the source of this 1519-nucleotide messenger RNA. RefSeq names its product malate dehydrogenase. The record is from RefSeq and is a predicted model, not a curated record. The transcript is spliced from 10 exons. Gene Ontology annotation, cellular component: cytoplasm. NCBI's taxonomy places the organism in Eukaryota, Fungi, Basidiomycota, Agaricomycetes, Boletales, Suillaceae. The coding region runs from base 70 to 1053 and encodes 327 amino acids. Gene Ontology annotation, biological process: malate metabolic process; tricarboxylic acid cycle. Gene Ontology annotation, molecular function: L-malate dehydrogenase (NAD+) activity.